AUGGACUACCAGGGCGAGCAGGAGAUGGAGCUGGAGGCUCUCCAAGCCAUCCUCAUGGAUGACUUACAAGAGUUGGACGACGGGGUCCCCCAGGGCUGGGACCCCCCUGGGCCGGUCUACCGCAUCCUCCUCUCCCCCAAACUAGAGGACGACGAGGUUCAAGACGAGAUCCCUGUACAAGCGGAGCUGGUCUUCGCUCACACGCCGACAUAUCCCGAAACCAGCCCCCUCCUCAGAGCUCGAGGGGUGAGUGCUCUGAGCGACGCUGAUGUGGCGAUCCUGCAGGCCACCCUGGACAAGGAGGUCAAGGCCAACCUGGGCAUGGCCAUGAUCUACACGCUGGUCAGCGUGGCGCAGGAGUGGGUCAACGAAAAGGCCCUCCAGGCAGCUGCGCCUUCGACCGAUCCAGCGCUGCUGCUCCGGAAGGAGCAGGAGGCGGAGGAGGCGAGGCGGGCUGCGCUGCGCGCCCACGGGACGCCGGUCACCCCGGAGACGUUCCUGGCCUGGCAGGAGGCCUUUGCGGCAGAGCGGGCGCUGUCGUCCACGGCCAUCACGGAGGGGGUGCACGCCGGCGCCGCCCAGCGUCUGUCCGGCAAGAAGUACUUCCAGAUGCAGGAGUCCAAGCACCUGCAGGUCGAGGAGGAGCCUUCUGGGUCGGAUGAGGAGGGCUGGGACGUGCCGCUGGAGCGCCAGGGUGGUGCCGGCGACGAGGACGUCGACUUUGACGAGGAGGAGAGCAGCGACGACGAACUGCUCCUGGAGGAGCUCGCGGCUGGGAGGGGUGUGCAAUGA
Auxenochlorella protothecoides is the source of this 792-nucleotide messenger RNA. RefSeq names its product RWD domain-containing protein 1. The transcript is spliced from 5 exons. Gene Ontology annotation, molecular function: protein binding. The record is from RefSeq and is a predicted model, not a curated record. Bases 1 to 792 code for a protein of 263 amino acids. Gene Ontology annotation, biological process: cytoplasmic translation. NCBI's taxonomy places the organism in Eukaryota, Viridiplantae, Chlorophyta, Trebouxiophyceae, Chlorellales, Chlorellaceae.